GCAACGUCUCAGGACGGCGUGAGCAAGCACACCCAGCCGUGUGUGACACGCGUGGGGACAGAGGCCAGGGCGGCUGCAGGAGGGCAUGCGGGGAGGUCAGGGCGCCCCGGCGUGUGUGCCCCCAUGUGUGCGCCUGUGCGUGUGGGUGUCUGUGCGCCUGUGCGUGUGCCAACAGUGCAGCCACAUCGAAGCGCGUGUACUCCGAGUGUGAUGGCCGCGUGGGCCGGUGCAGGGUGUGUGUGGGGAUGGGGGUGUCUGAUUGGUGCUGUGACCUGCGGCAGCACAGCCGCCUGCAUUGAGCACCCACGGUGGGCUGGACAUUGCACUAGGUGCUGACAGGACCAGCAGGGUGGCCACUGCCCUCAUCCCCAGCCUGCACUCCUGGGCGAAGGCGGACGCUGAACAGGGUGCUGUGGGCCCGGGAGCGUCCAUGCCUGAGGGCAUCCAGGACCAGGCAGAGCUGGGCCUUGAGGGCCCUUGGACCAGCGUCUGUCUGCAGGGAGCCCCUGGUAGCCGCUUGGAUCAGCCCGAGGGAAGAUUCUGGACGAGACCGUGGCCGUCCCCCGGGUGGCCCAUGGACAGCAGCAGGGGCUCCCAGGAGUGGCCAGGCCCUGCCCGCCCAACAUGCUGCAGUGUAGACCUGCACAGGAGUUCAGCUUCGGGCCCCGGGCCCUGAAGGACGCCCUGGUCUCCACUGACACGGCCCUGCAGCAGCUGUAUGUCUCCGCCUUCUCCCCUGCCGAGCGGCUCUUCCUGGCCGAGGCCUACAACCCGCAGAGGACGCUCUUCUGUACCCUGCUCAUCCGCACGGCCUUUGACUGGCUCCUGAGCCGCCCCGAGGCCCCCGAGGACUUCCAGACCUUCCACGCCUCUCUGCAGCACCGGAAGCCCCGCCUGGCUCGGAAGCACAUCUACCUACAGCCGAUAGACCUGAGCGAGGAGCCAGUGGGAAGCUCCCUGCUGCACCAGCUGCGCAGCUGCACGGAGGCCUUCUUCCUGGGCCUGCACGUCAAGUACCUGCCCUCGGUGGCGGCCGCGUCCAUCCGCUGCUCCUCGCGGCCCAGCCGGGACUCUGACAGGCUCCAGCUCCACACAGACAGCAUCCUGUCCUUCUUGAAGAACAACAAGCCGGGGGACGCGCUGUGUGUGCUGGGCCUCACGCUGUCCGACCUGUACCCCCACGAGGCCUGGAGCUUCACCUUCAGCAAGUUCCUUCCAGGGCACGAAGUGGGCAUCUGCAGCUUCGCCCGGUUCUCGGGGGAAUUCCCGAAGUUGGGGCCCAGCGCCCCUGAUCCACCCCUGGUAGAGGCAGCAGCAGACCGCCCCGAGGCCCCCCUGCAGGACAGAGGCUGGGCCCUGUGCUUCAGUGCCCUGGGGAUGGUUCAGUGCUGCAAGGUCACGUGCCACGAGCUCUGCCACCUUCUGGGCCUGGGGAACUGCCGCUGGCUCCGCUGCCUCAUGCAGGGUGCGCUCAGCCUGGAGGAGGCCCUGCGGCGGCCCCUGGACCUCUGUCCCAUCUGCCUGCGGAAGCUGCAGCACGUCCUAGGCUUCAGGCUCAUCGAGAGGUACCAGAGACUCUACACCUGGACUCAGGCGGUGGUGGGGACAUGGCCCAGCCAGGAGGCAGGGGAGCCGACAGUGUGGGAGGACACCCCGCCCGCCAGCGCCGACUCGGGCAUGUGCUGCGAGAGUGACUCGGAGCCUGGCACCAGCGUGUCGGAGCCACUCACCCCUGAUGCCUGGAGUCACGCCUUCUCCUCGGGGCCAGAGGUGGAGCCAGAGGAAGGGCUGAGCUCCCUGGCGGCCUCAGAGGCUCCGCCACCACUUGGGGGCCCUGCGGAGGCCAUCAAGGAACAUGAACGGUGGCUGGCCAUGUGCAUCCAGGCCCUGCAACGGGAAGUGGCGGAGGAGGACCUGGCGCAGGUGGACAGAGCCGUGGACGCCCUCGACCGCUGGGAGAUGUUCACGGGUCAGCUCCCGGCCGCCAGGGAGGACCCACCCAGCAGCAGGGACAGCGUGGGGCUGCGCAAGGCCUUGGGGGACAAGUUCUCCUCCCUGAGGAGGAAGCUGAGCGCCCGCAAACUCUCCAGAGCAGAGUCGGCCCCCUGUCCCUGGGAUGGGGAAGAGAGUUAGCACAGCAGGGCCGCCCUGCAUCUCCUUCCCUAAGGAUGCUGGCCAGCACUGUCCAGUAGCUGAGGCCACUACCGACCUGCUGGGGAUUAAGAGGAAGGGUCUGGAUGGGUGGUGGCUCAGGCCUGUCAUCCCAUCACUUUGAGAGGCCAAGGCGGGGGGAUCGCCUGAGGCCAGGAGUUUGAGACCAGACUGGGCAACAUGGUGAGACUCUGCCUCUACAAAAGAAAAAUUAAAAAAUUAGCUGGAUGCAGUGGUUCAUGCCUGUGGUCCCAGCUAUUCAGGAGGCUGAGGUGGGAAGAUUGCUAGAGCCUAGGAGGUCAAGGCUGCAGUGGGAUGCGAUCAUGCCACUGUACUGCAGUCUGGGCAACACAGCAAGACUGUCUCAGAAAAAAAAAAAAAAAGGUUCUCUGGAGAAGCCACAGACCACCUGUCUUCAGGCGCCUCCUUCAACUCCUAUGUCCCAGCCAGCUGCCCCCAGGGGUCUGCACACCUGGAGGGGCCUCCCUGAUCCUGGGCGCUUCUUGUGGAGUACAACCCGGACUGUGCUGAGGUUGGGACAGAGCCCCCCUCGCCUGCAAAGGCAGAAGGAGGAAGCAGCGUGCGUCCUGUCUCCUUCCAGGCUGUGGGCCUGCCCUUCAGUUAUUUAUAGCUGGAGCUGGAGAGGCCGGCUCAGAUGAGGAGUGACCCCGGGGGCACACCGGCUCCACACUGCCACCCAGCUUCCAAGGCUGAGUCUCCUCCCUAAAGGGGAAGUGAUGGGGUUUUGUCUCUAUCUCAAGCGUCAACCACAUACACACACACACACACAGUCACAUUCAGUGGCACUAAUAGCAUCCUGAUCCUGACGGAUUUCACCGGGGCUCUCCAUGCAAGUCCUGGGGUUUGCCAUCUCUUCUGACAAACGCUGCAGGAGGUGAGGGUGUCUGACGUGCACUGAGGGCAGAGGCCCCCUUAUUCCUGAGGCGGCUGCAGCUCACCAUGGGGAAGAUCAACUGCGGUGAUGUUUUUGGGAGUUUCGUGGCAAAGGCAGCUGCGCUGUCAAUACCAAGUAGGUGGAGGUGGUGAUCAGAUGAUCUGUCUUUCCUUUUCUUUUUUGAUCUAGUUCUAUCAGUUGCUGAGAGAGGGGCGUUAUUGCUAUGGCUGGGCAUUUUAUCUGUCUCCCUUUAGUUUUGCCGAAUUUUGCUUCCUGCAUUUUGAAGCUCCUUUAUGUCCAUGCACAUUUUAUAGUUGUGUCUUCCUGAUGAAUUGACCCUUUUAUUGUCAAACGUACCCCCUCAGCCUGCAGUGGAGGGUCCCAGCGAGAGAGACUUCCGGUUCUGACAGCGGAAUCCCUUCGGAGUGACGAAGGCGGGGUCACAGCUCGCGCGCUCUCAUCUGGACAGAGGCAAGAACAGGGCAGCUUGGACCUUUUGUGGGUGGGUGGGUCAUACGGUUAUGGAAGGCUUCUAAGAAAAAAUACAAAACUAAAAGAAGGGCUAUGCAGGUGAGGUGGGCUGAGGCUUCCUUGUGAAUCUGGCAUUGGUGGAGGCCAACUGUAGGCUCCUGGUCCUGGUCCCAGUCCGUGUUGACUUCAGAGAAGCAAAGAUGCAGCUCAAAAGUAGCGCUAGGAUCUUCGUCCCGUUCUCUUUUGCGUAGCUUCAAAGAGGCAUGAUAGUGACCUGGGAGGGGAGAUGAACAGCCAGGCCUUUCAGAAAGUGACCAACGGAAGGUGCCGGCAGAGAGCCCUGCAGUAACAGAAGGUGAAAGCCGGAGCCUGGUGGCUGUUGCUGCGAACAAACCACCCAAAACUUAGUGGCUUAAAAUCACCACAGUCUAGCUCAUGAAUCUGUAACUUGGGCAGAGCUUGGAGGAGACGGUUUGCCCCUGUGGCUCGACUGGAAGGUUUGUUCACGUGGCUGCCAAGUGGAAACUGGCUGGGAAUCUCAGUCCUUGGUUCCUGCCCACGUGAGACUCCAUGGAGGAGAGGCAUCUUCUUAGGAAGGCAGCUGCCAUAUUGUGAAGAAACCAGACAAACAGGGCAGCCAGAGCCAGACAGCAGGCAGCUGGUCCCAGUCCCAGUCCCAGUCCCAGAAAGUGCGAAGGGACAAGUAUGUGUUGACUUCAGAGAAGCAAAGAUGCAGCUGAGAAGUAGCAUUAGGACCUUCAUCCAUACCCUUCUCUUUUGCAUAGCUUCUAAGGGGCAUGAUAGUGACCUAGGAGGUAACUGUGACAGAAGAAAGAAGGCAGACAAAGAGGGUCACUUUCAGAAAGUGACCUGGGCUUCUUCACAAUAUGGUGGUUGCCCUCCUAAGGUGGACAUUGGGUCAGAUGGAAGCUCUGUGGCCUUUCAUAACUCAGCCUCGUGUCACAGAGCGUCACCUUUCCUGCAUUCUACUGAGGCAGUGACAAGGACCCCACCCCAGGUUCACGGGGAGGGGACGUGGCAGGGAAUGUGAGACAAAAGAAUAUCGCUGCAACCAUUCAUGAACAGUCGGCCCCACUCGGCGUUCACUGUGGGGAUUUGGCUGGUGCACCUGCGAGGUGACCUGACCUGUUUUCCCAUUUCCUUCAUCUUCUGCAAAAGGUUAACCGCUGGAGUGAUGUGAGAUUAAACAGAGGUGAUAAAAAUAGAACAGCCUGGCUCAGGCUGAGGGUGGGAGCGCACUGGGGUUAUGGCCAAAGCCUCGGCGCUCUCUGUAUCCACGUCCUUUGACCCUCAGCUGUGAUGCGUCUCCCAAAAAAGCAUUUUGAAGUGGGAAGGAGCAAACCACUAAAAAAAACCCCUUUUAUCCGCAGCCUUUACCAAGUUGCAGAUGUGAGUGAAAUUUUUUAAGAGAGCUGUUAGGAGGACUGUUUUGAAAUACAACUUUGAGGAAGAGAAAUUGGUUUCCCUCCUCUCCCCUGUGUUAGCCCCAGGUUCUGUCUGUGCUGUGGUGAAGAGUAAUUUGGGACAGUCAGUCACCAGCAAAGAUGCUAAGGCAGAGGAGAGAGAAUGAGGGCUGCCUUCUCGAGGAAGGUCACAGCUCACGAAUCUUUCUAAACUUAAGCGCUGCAAAAGUUGAACUGAGAUUAAAUUUAGAGAUGGUUUCCAAGACACACAGGGCCAUGGUUCUUUCAGUUUUUAAACAUGUGCAAAGUCCACUGAAUUGCUUUCUCGUCUCCUCAUCUGUCAGAAACCCCUGAAUUCACGAGGAUGGGUCUUCUAGCUUGACGAUGACCUCUCUUCUGAAAGCCUCACCCAUUUUGGUGGGCCGAGUCAGCGGGACCUCAUGGAGCUAAAAAUAGUUUGUCAUGACAGACGUUAUCUGUAUUGCUGUGUGUGCGAUGAGUCUGGGGAAGCUAACACGUGCCUUCUGAAGUGGCUAGAAUACACACUCCCACGUCACAGCCAUGCUUUGAUGAAGGGGUGAGAAGCAGUGUCCCCUCUGAGAGGCAAAUCUCUCUUCAGGCAGCCCCGCAGUCCUCUUCCAAAAUCUCAUUCUUUUCCCUCUCUUCCUCCCGAAAAAGCCCAAACUCAUUGUCAGAGGGGAGAAGCAGCAUCCCGACUCCUGUCCAUGGUGUGAACCCUGAAGGCACAGGACAGUGAGUGGAGCUCUGCCCCCACCCCCGUUUCCAGAGCAUGGGUGAGGAGGCAGGGAUGCUGACCUGUUAAUAUUGUCCUGUGGGACAGCUGCUUCAGACCUUUCCCUGAUGAACGAAAUCUCCAAAAGCCUUAACAAAAUGGCUUAGUCAA
This is a messenger RNA of Nomascus leucogenys (northern white-cheeked gibbon), 5845 nucleotides long. It is a transcript of the gene AMZ1, whose product is annotated as archaelysin family metallopeptidase 1. NCBI's taxonomy places the organism in Eukaryota, Metazoa, Chordata, Mammalia, Primates, Hylobatidae. Gene Ontology annotation, biological process: proteolysis. Gene Ontology annotation, molecular function: metallopeptidase activity. The coding region runs from base 625 to 2133 and encodes 502 amino acids. The record is from RefSeq and is a predicted model, not a curated record. The transcript has 7 exons.